UGAUACACGUUGAAACUGAUGAGAAACCGCGGGAGCAGUUCAGUGAUUCUCGCUAGUGCUGGAGGAGCGUUCAUUUUGGCAAGGAAAUGUACUGAUUUUGCAAGGACAUGGAGAAUAAAGAGUUCAAGGAGUCAGAGGUCAGUGGGAAUGACCUCACCCUCAUAGACCUGGAUGACCCCAUCAAUGACGGUGAUGUUAUGAAGGAAGACAGAUCUGAUAAAGAUCACAGAGAGGUUGAGAGACAGACCACGUUGGAAGAGGCUGUUCUAGAGACAGAUAUCCAAACUCUGUCACUAGAGGCUGAAGGAGAGAUUGAGAUGCAGGAGGCUGAUCUGAAGACAGAUGGCACGUCUCAGUCACAGAAGGUUGAAGGAGAGAUUGAGUUGGACGAUGCUGUUGUCAUCCCACCUCAGUCACAGGAGGUUGAAGGAGAGUGUGAGUUGGACGAUGCCGUUGUCAUCCCAUCUCAGUCACAGAAGGUUGAAGGAGAGAUUGAGUUGGACGAGGCCGUUGUCAUCCCACCUCAGUCACAGGAGGUUGAAGGAGAGAGUGAGUUGGACGAGGCCGUUGUCAUCCCAUCUCAGUCACAGGAGGAGGCCAAAGGUGAGAGUGAGUUGAAGCAGGUUGAUCUGAAGACAGCCACAUCAACUCUGACACUGGAGGUCGAAGGAGAGAGUGUGAUGCAGGAGAGUGAUGAUCUACAAACAGCCGGGACAUCUCAAUCCCAGGAGACUGAACGAGUGGCAAAGGCUGCAGUGGUGACCUUCACUAGCGUGACCCGCAAGGCUGCAGCCUCCCAGACCAGCCUCACCCUCAGCAGGGGAAAGAGAAGCUACCCAGACCUACACACCUUUGUGCAGGACAUGAAGGAUGGGUACCUACCCCUAGCCCCUCUUUUCACAGGUACCUACCCCUAG
This is a messenger RNA of Salvelinus namaycush (lake trout), 917 nucleotides long. RefSeq names its product retinitis pigmentosa 1-like 1 protein. The record is from RefSeq and is a predicted model, not a curated record. Bases 108 to 917 code for a protein of 269 amino acids. The transcript has 6 exons. NCBI's taxonomy places the organism in Eukaryota, Metazoa, Chordata, Actinopteri, Salmoniformes, Salmonidae.